Molecule: messenger RNA, 514 nt
Organism: Meloidogyne enterolobii
Lineage: Eukaryota; Metazoa; Nematoda; Chromadorea; Rhabditida; Meloidogynidae
Source: the annotation of a GenBank genome assembly
UUUGCAUUAGCAGGUUGGUGAAAAAUGGACAAAUCCCAUAUACAAUGAUGAAGAAGAAAAAUCAGAUGAACCCGAUAAAGACGAAAUAAUUGAACUAGGAAAGGAUGAGGAAGAGUAUAAACUACUUCGACAUGAGCAAGAAGAUAAAAAACGUAAGAUUUUAAACUCGAAUUAAUUGAAUGUUCCAGGCUUUUACAAAACUUUGCCGCAGCAGUUGUUAGUUCAAUCGGAUAUGCUUAGAAAUCCCAGAAAAGGGAUUUUCGUCCACCAAUGUAAUAAUUGUAAAGAACAACAGAUGCGUAGAGAAGAAUAUCUUUUCAAAGGAGGAGCAAGUGGAAUAUUUGUACUAACAAUUGAGAUGUGCGGUGAUGAUUUGGACAAAAAUAUAGCUCUUGCGGACUUCUAUGGGCAAAACUGGGGUAAGCAAAGAAAAUAAACUUUAUUAUUUCAAUUUAAGGAGAGAGGGCGAUCGAAAAAACAGAAGAAUACUUGGAAGGCGACUCGCAAACAAAAA